Anolis sagrei ordinatus is the source of this 1481-nucleotide messenger RNA. It is a transcript of the gene AIG1, whose product is annotated as androgen induced 1. Gene Ontology annotation, cellular component: membrane; endomembrane system. The record is from RefSeq and is a predicted model, not a curated record. NCBI's taxonomy places the organism in Eukaryota, Metazoa, Chordata, Lepidosauria, Squamata, Anolidae.
CGAGCCUCCUCCAAACACACACACACACACAUAUGGGAAGGCGCCCAAGCGCGCGUCCGCUGCCUCUCUGCUACCGGGUUCCCUCGGAGCUGAGGCCUUCAACUGCCCCUCUCCCCCCCCCAAAAAAAAAAAAAGAGAGAGAGAGGCGUGGUGGGGAGACCAUGGCGCUGGUUCCCUGCCAGGUGCUGCGCGUGGCCAUCCUCCUCUCGUACUUCUCCAUCCUGUGCAAUUACAAGGCCAUUGACAUGCCCGCGCACCAGACCUACGGAGGCAGCUGGAAAUUCCUGACGUUCAUUAACCUGGUUAUUCAAGCAGUCUUUUUUGGGAUCUGCGUGUUGACUGACCUUUCUAGCCUUCUGACUAAAGGAAAUGACAGCCAAGAACAAGAAAGACAGCUCAGAAAACUCAUUUCCCUCCGUGACUGGAUGAUGGCUGUCUUAGCUUUCCCAAUUGGAGUUUUUGUUGUUACAAUGUUUUGGAGCCUCUACAUCUAUGACAGAGAGCUAGUCUACCCAAAGCUUCUUGAUAAUUUUAUACCACCAUGGCUGAAUCAUGGAAUGCAUACAACAGUUUUACCUUUUAUAUUAAUUGAAAUGAGAACGACACAUCAUGAUUAUCCCAGCAAGACCUAUGGUUUGAUUGCUGUGAGCAUCUUUUCUGUUGGCUACAUAUUAUGGAUCUGUUGGAUUUAUCACGUCACGGGUGUUUGGGUAUACCCUCUCCUAGAUUACCUUGGCUCAGGGGCUAAAAUUGUCUUCUUUGCCAUCGUAACUACCAUAAUUGGCAUCCUCUACCUGCUGGGUGAGCUGCUAAAUAAUAGCAUCUGGGAUACACAUAAAUGUAUGGAAGAAGGAAAAGAAAAGCCAAAAUUGGAUUGAAUAUGAGCUGAAAGAACAGAAAAGAAGACUCUUCUGCUUCAUGGAAGGCAUCUCUGUGUUGAGAGAUGUUGCAAGAGGAAGCCAUUUACUUGAACAAAACAUCUAUGAUACUUUUAUUAUUUCCUUAAGGGGGUAUUGAUUUGACAACCUCCUCCUCCUUCCUGAAAAUCUAAAUCUGCCUAAAAGACUUUAUUUGAUGGGUAUCUCUCCAAGGUCCUUAGCACAUGCCAUUAUGUUCAUCAAUAUUGCGUUCUUCUGGUAGCAGUGAGAAGAUUUAAGGGGAUUUAUUCUAGCUCUGAUGUAGAAAUACGAUUAGACAGACCAAGACUGAAUCACUGUGGAAAUCAUUUGUAUUUUCUGACUAUUGUCUGUGAUGUGGUGGAUGAGCCACCACAAACAAAUCAAAGAAAACUGUUGUGUUUUGAUUAAGUAGCUUGCAGUAGAUGCUGGAAACAAUGAGGAUGGAAUAGAAGAUUCAAGGUUAGGAAUGCUCUUGUGACAGAUGGGACACCUUCAAGAUACGACAAGGGGAGGAGGUGAAACUCUGUUGUUAUCCUCUUCCCUGCUUCAUUGUUAAUUAUUCCCAUUCUUCCCCCCACCCCC